UGUGUGAAUGAUGCUUUCUGUAGCUAUGGAAACCCCAUACAAUAGAUCCCCCGCCUUUUCUCUCCGUCUCUUUCCCUCUGGUAGAUUUCCCUCUAGGUCUCUCUCCCCCUCUCUAUCCACACUAAAGCUGUUAAGGCUACUUUGCGCAUGUACGGCCAGCCGCACCGAGCAUUGCAUCGACACCAAGAUGGCGAAAACACGUCUGACUUGCCUCCUGACUCUCCUCUCAACUCACUGUUACUUCAGCGUGUUAGCAGUGGUGCUAAAAACAAGUAAUGAAUCCCCCUCAACAGAUGAAUUUAACAAGGUCGAGUUGUCAUGUUUGAUUGAGUCCAUUUCCACAACAAAUCCCAGAAUUGAAUGGAAAAAGAUCACAAACAAUAAACCGAGUUAUGUUUACUUUGACAAGAAGAUCUCAGGUGACUUGGAGAACAGGGCUGUGAUCAAAGAGCCGGCUACGUUAAUAAUAACCAACGCCACAAGAUCAGACACAGCCAUAUAUCGCUGUGAGGUCACUGCGGCUACUGAUGCAAAGUCAUUUGAUGAGAUUGUGAUUAACCUUGUUGUAAGAGUGAAGCCAGUGGUGCCAAAAUGCAGCGUUCCAAAGUCUGUGCCUUUUGGGAAGUCAGCUGAGCUCAGCUGCGUGGAAGAGGAGGGCUUCCCCAAGUCUCACUACCAGUGGUUCAAGAACAGCGAGGAGAUUCCAGACGACCCGAAGACCAGUCUCAAAUUCUUUAACUCCUCAUACACGCUCAACACAGGAACAGGAACUCUGAGAUUUACUGCAGUCAGAAAGGAAGACGCAGGUGAAUACUACUGCCGCGCAAAGAAUGAUGCCGGACAUGCUCAGUGUGCACCCCAGAAGAUGGAAGUGUAUGAUGUUGACAUUGUGGGGAUCGUACUCGGAGUGCUGGUGGUGGUUAUUGUGCUCCUGUGUAUAACAGUGGGAAUUUGCUGUGCAUACAAACAAGGCUACUUCUCCAGUCAGAAACAGACCGGAAACAAUUACAAAGUUCCAGCCAAGGGAGAUGGAGUGGACUACGUCAGGACUGAGGAUGAGGGGGAUUUCCGACACAAAUCAUCAUUUGUGAUCUGAAAAUGAAAAGAGGACAGUGAGGGCUGUUGUGCUCAAGAUGUGACAUGUGGGCCCUCCGCGCUGUUGGACCACGGAGCUGCAACAGUUUAGGCUCUUGAGUUCACAGUGGGAAAUCCAACUACUCAAACUUGCCAAAGUUGACAGGAGCUUGCAGGCCACAAGAUGUAAAAAUAGUAUCACCCUCAUUUGAGUUUGUUUGCUAAAUUAUGGUUCUUUAUUUACAGUCAUUGCAUGGUUUUUAACAUGAAUUGAGGAGGCAGGAAGGAAACAUCUCUGGUAGAAAAUGGUUAGGAGGCUCUCUCCUCUACAGACAAUCUAUCAUGAUAACUUUCUACUGUAAACAUUUAGCUUUUGUCAUUUGUAUAACAUUUGUUUUCUACUGUUGAAACACUAUUUUUGAUGGAAUAUAUUUUAAAAUGCCUAUAGAUAAAAGUUUACUUUUUUAAAUAAUUGUAAAAUACUAACGUGUGUUUAGGUUGUUGUUGUUUGUUCUUUUUUGCUUGUGGAUAAAGUUUGUAAGACUUUGACCACUUUGUGUUAAGCUGUAAGCAUUCUCACCUUUUCAGAAGAUGAAAGACUAAAACAAGUUGCUGCUUUUUAUUGAGAUGUGCAUCCUGACGGGUGUUCCUGCAUACUCAGUCGCUCCACCCAGUCUGUGUUAAAGUGACAAACUUCCUGUUGAUGUUUGUAGAUAGUCUUAGUGAGAGGCUUUCAUGAGUGCCAGUCCAAUGCUGUGAAACACUGUACACAAUCUGAGCUGUGUGUUUUAAGUGUCCUUCAGUGCUUACAGUUGAUCCUGUGUAUAUUGCAGUAACUUUCAGGAUAGUUGGCUGAUAUGCACACAAUAUAUGUUGGGUACACUAUAACUGUCAGAGUGAUGAUAAUACAGGGUUUGUAAAUUAACCUUCCAGAACCAGAAGACCCAAGUGGUACUUACUGGGUUCCUGCGCAGUUUGGAAUAGUGUGAAAUGUAAUUUCAGUAUUUACCAGGUCUGGGUUAGUAUGUAUCAGACACACAUGAAAAUAGAAAAUAUUAGUUUUUUUCAGACUUUACUCUGUCCGAAUGUCUAAAUAAUGUGUCCUUGCUCAUGUCCUUUCCUUCUUUCUUGUGUCCACUGCUCUCUUCCUCCUUCCUUUCUUCCUUCCUUUCUUCCUAUGUUCCUUCCUUCAUUUCUUCCUUCAACUUUUAAAAUGAACAUAAUGGACUAAGUCUGGAAAAGUGUGGAAGUUCUACGUAAAAACUGUGUAGGAACCCUGUACCUAUUUUUAUUUCUACUAAGGAAAAGAAUUCUUCUAGUACCUAAUGCAGAUUUAACAAUGUAUUUAACGGGUAAAAUACCUUAUUAGAACCAAGUAGUUUAAACAAGAGUCCACUUUGUGUAAACUGGCUUUGUCAAACGACUUGGCUUAGUAGCACACAAUAAAUAUGUUUGAACUGGAACAAAGAAAGAUGAAGACUGAACUGCACCAACAAACAACCCUUCAAUCUGGGAUCAGUAAUAUUCUGAUUGGAACAAACCAAGGCCUAAACCAGGAAAACCCAGAGAAGCUGUGAGCUCAAGUCAAAGUAAAACAAUACAUUUUUCAUUGUUCUUGUGUCUGGAUUUUGUAAACACAGAAAGAAGAAUCCCAGAUUGUAUGUUUGGGCUGCUUCCCUAGUAUCUCAGACAAAACAGAAGCACCUUAUCUUUUUUCUGAAUCCUCCUCUAGGUACUCUCCUGUUCUGGGUCACACAGCAAACUGACCCAGGAUAAUUUACUGUAUCAACCUGGCAUGAGGGGUGACGCUCAUAAUCACUAAUAUCUCUGUCAUAUUAUCUUCCUGCUGAUGAUGCAGGUUAAUCUGGACAGGGACUCCCCAACACUUGGAUCCAUUUGAAAUACAUAAAGUACUGUCAACGCAGCAUGGUUUGGAGAUCAGUUUAGCUCAGUUGGUUAUUUCUUCUCUGAGCUGGUACUGUAACAUAACAGAACCCUUAAAUCUGUUGGAUUGAGAUGGCUCCACAUGAAAAUGUUCCAUUUGUACAGAAUAACAAGUAUUUUUUUAUAUUGAAAGAAUCAAGUGAAACGUUCUCUUUGAAAGUUCCUCUCCAACCCCACAUGGAUGCUGCGUGUGAAAAAAGGCCUACAAGCUGCUGAAGUCUAAACAUUGUUAUCACCUUUUAUUGACCAGAAAACUCCUCACCAGUUCUCCAGCUUGCAGUGAGGUUGGUAGAAACUGGUGGUGUCAUUCCCAGAACCACAUACUAACGAGAAUGCAGCAGAAGUGACAGGCCUUGGAGUUGGUGGCCACUUCAGACCCAGAUACAAAGAAAAGUAUUUUUGUCAGAAAUAUUUCACUUAAAGUUCAUUUCUGAAAAAUAGAUUUUCAAGAUGAAGGGUUUUUUUUUGGUGUAGCUCAGCUUCUACAGCUUUAAUCACAGCUUCUGUUCUCAUUCCAUUUAGUGAAGCUGAUGUUACAGUGAAGUAUUGAUUCAUUCGGGGUCUGGAUGGUUAACACUUGUACUGAUUGUAAAUAGAUGUUAGAGUGUUCUGAUUUUUUUCUUGUCUUUCCCUAGAUUAUGUAGAGCAGUGAAAAUAUUUUUUAACCCAAGGCAAUAUGAAACUCUUUCCAUCAGUGAGACUGAAAAGGGAAACAUUUCAUCCGAUCUUUCACAACAGGAGAACAAGAGCUUCUUGGGUCAGCUUUAAAAGGUAUUCAGAGCUCUUUGUUCAUUUUAUCUCUGAUCAUAUCAGAAUAAAAAGCUACUUCGGUGUUUCCCAGCUGUGAUCAGAGUUUGACAAUUAGCUGCGUGGUGAAAUAUUAAUAUCAGUCAUGGUAGAGAUGAUGUGCCCAACAGUUUUACACCAUCACCAGUGGUCAAAGUGAACAUGUUGCUUUAAGGAAACAUGUCUACAGGGUUCCUGCGUAGUCUACAAAAAAAUUACAUUUUGUUUCAGUAUUUUCCAGAUCUGGAUAAGUUUGGAAAUAGAGAUCACAAAUAUGGAAGAAUAUUUGUCCCAAUCUCAAUGUCUGAAUACUGUGUUCCUCCUUCCUUUGUCUAUUCUUUCUUCCUUCCUCAAGGCCUCCCUCCAUUGUGUUCCCCCUACCUCUUAUGUCCUUCUUUUCUUCUUUCUUCAUGCACUUCCAUUCUUCCUGAUGUCAUUACUUUUUUCUUCCCCUUCUCCCUCAUUUUUUCACUGCUCAUCUUCCUUCCUUUCUUCCUUCCUGGUGUCCUUUCUUCUUUAUGUCUUUCCUUCCUAUUUCGUGUUUUCCUGGUUCCGUGUUAAACCAUUACCACUGUUGUAAUGCCUGCUAUACAUUUUUAGUCAACUUAAGUAUUUAUUACUUUAAAAUAAAGAUAAAAGACAGAGAAAUUUAAAAAGUUGAGUCUGGAAAAGCCUGGAACUGUUAGAUGAAAAAUGUGUAGGAACCCUGUGUCUAAGUGUGCUAUUUGGCCAAUAAGACGAUCAACAUUUGACAGCACAUUGCUGCAGAAAUCUCCAGUCAUUUGUAAAAAGUUCAUUCCUCUUAAGUGCCUUCAUGCCUUCAGACCUGUCCAGUUUCACAGGAAAUCUGUCAUGGUAUCAGAGGCUCCCUUCACCCGGCCCAGAUCAUAUAUCCACAAGCAUGGCGUUUGAGAGGAAUGAUGUCACUGCAAACUUCUGCUUUCCCUCUUUACAUAUCUGAUCACUUGUAAAUAUCUUUUUUUUCCAUAGAUUUGAAUAUAUAGAACAUGAUGAAGUAGAAUUGAAAACAUUUUAGUGCGUAAAUAUAUAUAUAUAUAUAUUUAUUUAUAUAUAUAUAUAUAUAUAUAUGCACAAUAGUGCUAAAUGUCAUUACCAUAAAUGGUAAUGACAUUUAGCACUAUCAGGUCAAAAUUAAAGAAACAGGAACUGGUACCCAAAGCAUUUAGUUGAACUCUGGCUUUCAGCAGAUUUCCUGUCACCUUUCUCCACUGUCCUCCAUCACUGCGGUGCUUGCUCAGACGAUUUCAUUUCCAAGUCCACCCGUUGUUCUGGUUGCUAAGGUAAACACAGUGUGCAGCAACAGGCAGGUGGAAAUAAAGCCUAGUUCAUGCCCACAGGUGGCUCUGACUGAGCAUGUGUACUGGUUUGUUAGAAGUUGUAAGGCAGUGAUGCUGCAGGUUUUAUUUCCACAUCUUGUACAUGUGGUAGUGAUGCUUUCCUCUGUGUGAUCUGCUGCUUGUUGACCAGGACUAAAAACCACACGGGCUAAGAGGGGAAUGUCAUUAAAAGACCUGCUUGGUUGCUUUUGUUCAUUUUAGAGCAAACUGUUUGUGAUGAAUAAAACUCACUCCUUAUUUUCCUGGAGAACAUAU
Messenger RNA from Girardinichthys multiradiatus, 5417 nucleotides. RefSeq names its product junctional adhesion molecule 3b (gene jam3b). The coding region runs from base 8 to 1096 and encodes 362 amino acids. Gene Ontology annotation, molecular function: protein heterodimerization activity; protein homodimerization activity. The transcript has 9 exons. The record is from RefSeq and is a predicted model, not a curated record. Gene Ontology annotation, biological process: angiogenesis; cell adhesion. NCBI's taxonomy places the organism in Eukaryota, Metazoa, Chordata, Actinopteri, Cyprinodontiformes, Goodeidae.